CGCUGUGCUAACACGCGUUCAUGGAGUUUUAAAGAUCUUAAUUAGUUCAGAAAUUGUGCAAUAAGUAAUAGUGUGGGAUGGUUAGUUUUGUCUCAGGAAGCAACAGCUAUGCGCCAGAGUCUUAACAAAGGCAUCUUUAUAUCGUCUGCGUGUACUCUUAAUCAAAACAGCGCAGGUGUAAUUUAAGCGUCAAAUGCUGACAGAUAAGUAAUCAAACUGGCAUACGUCAGUUCUGAUUACAUCAGCUUUAGGUUGAAGACAUGUCAAAUUGCAGCAGUUCACUCCAUCUCGGUGCCAGAUGACCAUGUGCAGUGCCACGGUGUGGACGAGCACCAAAAGUUCAAGAACUAAACUCGUUUGUGUUACCGACGACGUGGACAGAAUAAGAUUGUCCAGGACGACAGAGUUCAAGCUGAUUGCAAGACCACUGAGUCCCGACAUCAGUCCUCAGCCGUCUCUAGGAGAUGACUGUGCUUCCGAUCAAAGGAUCAUUAUCGACCGACAGCUCAAGAACCGGAACUUGAAUGUUGAAUGUGACAGGUCAUCUUAUUUGCGACCUCAGUCUCGGUGUACGAGAACUCUCGCAAAUAAUCGAGUUAUAACGCAUGUUUCAGAUGAUUUUUGUGGACAUGCUGACCCAUCAACCACGCAGCCUGCAUUUCUCGACCGUAUGAAAGUCAGAUUUGCUCAGUUUAAGGCAUCAGUUGUUCCCUCCUAAUAUCUCCAGCAACAACACAGCCUUUGUCCAAAGGUGAUGGAAAGUGACUGCCGUUCAGGAUGGUGUUGACGUGCAAAAAAGUGAAGACUGUGUCUCAGAAAAAUAAGUUUUGUCAAUAGUGUAAUUCUGGUUGUACCAUACAUUAUUGGCUGCUAUUGCAGAUACAUGUUUAUUCAUUUUUUAAAAUAUGCUAAGCAUAUUUAAUAAGUAAUCUUUGUCCCAAGUAUUGUGCACCAGGACCAUGGUUCUUUUCUGACACUAAGCUGCUGCAGUUUACUGCAUUGGAAACCAUUAAAGGACCAUGCUAUA
Molecule: messenger RNA, 1027 nt
Organism: Pomacea canaliculata
Lineage: Eukaryota; Metazoa; Mollusca; Gastropoda; Architaenioglossa; Ampullariidae
Exons: 3
Coding region: 299-718 (139 amino acids)
Source: RefSeq, a predicted model, not a curated record